AUGCGUUCUUUUUUUCUACCCGUCCUUUCGUUUACACUUGGCCUCGCCACUAGUGCGAUUGCCGACCCCACACUCUCUCCUUGGCACCUUCACGAACAGCGUUCACAUAUACCCGCAGGAUGGUCUCGAACACAAAAACUUGAUUCUUCUACCUCGCUUCCCUUACGAUUUGCCCUUGCCCAGUCAAAUAUCGAUGAUAUCGAAUCACUUCUCUACGAGGUGUCACAUCCCGAUUCAUCCAACUACGGAAAGCAUUGGUCUCCAAGUCAGAUUGCCGCCAAAUUUGCACCAAGUAUCGACUCUAUCGAGACCGUGCGCUCAUGGUUGAUCGAAAGCGGUGUGGAGCCUUACCGCAUAAAACUCUCUCCAACCAAAGGGUGGCUCGAAGUGACUUCUACUGUCGAAGAGGCUGAAAACCUUUUGCUUGCCGAGUAUCAUGUGUACGAUCACGAAACUGGCACACAACAUAUCGCCUGCGAGAGUUACCAUUUGCCAGAGCAUGUGACCCCGCACGUCGACUUUGUGACUCCUACCAUACAUUUUGAUGCCAAAAUCUCAAAGCGCAAUGAACAUAGCAGAGUUCCGAUUGGACAACCUGGUCAAGGUAGCACUCCCAAGACGACCGGUCAAAUUGGAAACAUUCUGGACCAAAUCGAGGAUUGCGAUCAGCAGAUCACGCCAAUUUGCUUGAGGGCUCUCUAUGGACUUUGGUAUCAGCCAGUCGCCGGCGACCGCAACAGCUAUGGAAUCGUGGAAUACACUCCACAGUCCUAUGUACAGUCUGAUCUUGACUUGUUUGCACAGAAUUUUUCAACCGGUCUUGAAGGUGUUUCCCCUACACUAGUCUCGAUCGAUGGAGGUAGCGUCUCGACCUCAGCUUCUGAGUUUGGAUACAAUGGAGAAUCCGACCUCGAUCUAGAGUACGGUAUGACCUUGGUAACAAAGGAACAGAGCGUCACUCUUUACCAAGUCGGAGAUUCGGUUGAAGGCGGUUCUUUCAACACCUUUCUUGAUGCACUGGAUGGAGCAUACUGCACUUACGACGGCGGUGAUGAUCCCGCCCAGGAUCCCGUUUAUCCUGACACCGCUAGUGGCGGAUACGAUGGCAAUGAGGAGUGCGGAACUGUCAGGCCCGCAAACGUCAUUUCCGCUUCCUACGGAUACGACGAGGCCGACCUCUCUCCCGCUUAUGCUAUUCGUCAAUGCAAUGAGUACGCGAAGCUCGGCCUCAUGGGCGUCACUUUCCUCUUUAGCUCGGGAGACUCGGGUGUCGCAGGCAACGGGGGUUACUGUUUGAAUCCCGAUGGUACUCAAUCCCCGGAUGGUACAAUCUUCAAUCCCGGCUUCCCUGCUACAUGCCCGUAUGUCACUGCCGUCGGUGCCACCCAAGUUAGCCCUGGCAAAUCUGUAUGGGAGGCCGAAGAUGCUUGUGAAGAAGUCAUCUACUCUGGCGGUGGAUUCAGCAACUACUUCAGUAUGCCCUCUUAUCAGCAGGCAGCGGUCGAAGGAUACCUAGCAGCUAACCCGAUCUCGUACUCCAAGGAUAUCUACAAUUCUACCGGGUCCCGUGCAUAUCCCGAUCUUUCUGCCAACGGUGCAAACUAUGUCGUUGCUGUCGGCGGUAAUUUCGAGCUCGUGUACGGAACGUCUGCGGCUUCGCCUGUCGUUGGUGCUAUCCUGACCAUGGUGAAUGAUGCUCGUAUCUCGCGCGGUAAACCACCUCUUGGGUUCAUCAACCCCGCGAUUUACUCCCCUAAUUUCAUUGGUGGCUUCAAGGAUGUCGCUAACGGAACCAACCCAGGGUGUGGCACUCUGGGAUUCAAUGCGAGUCAAGGUUGGGAUCCCGUUACUGGCCUCGGGACCCCCUACUUUCCCUCUCUGCUUAGCAAGUGGAUGUCUCUUUAA
Suillus bovinus is the source of this 1905-nucleotide messenger RNA. RefSeq names its product peptidase S8/S53 domain-containing protein. The coding region runs from base 1 to 1905 and encodes 634 amino acids. The record is from RefSeq and is a predicted model, not a curated record. Lineage: Eukaryota; Fungi; Basidiomycota; Agaricomycetes; Boletales; Suillaceae. Gene Ontology annotation, biological process: proteolysis. The transcript is spliced from 9 exons. Gene Ontology annotation, molecular function: serine-type endopeptidase activity; tripeptidyl-peptidase activity.